Schistosoma margrebowiei is the source of this 579-nucleotide messenger RNA. The record is from the annotation of a GenBank genome assembly. NCBI's taxonomy places the organism in Eukaryota, Metazoa, Platyhelminthes, Trematoda, Strigeidida, Schistosomatidae.
AUGGGUAUUGAUAUCUGUCACAGAUACGAUAGAAAGGUAAAGAGGAAAAAUCCAAAAAGCGAUGAUGUGUACCUUCGUCUGCUUGUUAAAGCGUACAAGUUUUUGGCACGCAGAACCGGUUCAAAAUUCAACAAAAUAAUUAUGAGGAGACUUUUUAUGAGCAAAAUCAACAAACCUGCCCUGUCUCUGGCACGCUUGAUGCGAGUAAUGAAGAAAGGCGGACGUGAAAAUAAAAUCGCUGUUUGUGUUGGAACAAUCACUAAUGAUACGAGAAUACGAGAGUUCCCAAAAAUGAAAGUGUGUGCUCUUCGAGUAACCGCGGCUGCCCGUGAACGGAUUUUGCAUGCUGGUGGAGAAAUAAUCACUUUCGACCGUUUGGCAAUUCUCAGUCCUCUGGGAAAAAAUACAGUGCUUAUUCAGGGACCGAGAAAAGGAAGAACUGCUGUCAAGCACUUCGGCCCUGCACCUGGAGUACCAGCAAGCCAUACGCGACCCUACACUAUUUCAAAGGGUCGUAAGUUCGAGAAAUCUAGAGGUCGCCGUGCUAGUCGGGCUUACAAAAAGAAAGGUGGACAUUAA